AAAUCGCAACAUAAAUGAAAUAAAUCAAGAAUUGAGAAGAUGGACACCCUUUCAUCUUCCUUCCUCCCAAAAUUUAAUCAAUCCUUUCUACACAAGAUUGAAAAUAAUUAUUCCUUCACAACAUUUCACGAGCCUCUAAACAAGCCUAUUUCGAACAUCUCCGAUGUUUUCAAAUUCAAGAAAAUUAAUCGAAAAGCACAAACGACACCCGAUGAUAAUAAUAAUAAUAACAAUCGCACGAGAAAACCCAAUCCGUUGCUCACAACAUUGUUCAAAUCCAUAGAUGAUUUCACGCUCGGCUCUCUCGACAAAUUUCCCCUUCCUCCGUCGGUCGAUCCCGAAAAAGUACUCACCGGCAACUACGCUCCGGUCGAAAACGAGCUUCCUCCGACCGCAUGUGAGGUGGUGGAGGGCUCGAUUCCAAUUUGCCUUAACGGGGCCUACUUGCGAAACGGGCCGAACCCGCAAUUCUCCCCGCGGGGCCCGUAUCACUUAUUCGACGGCGAUGGAAUGAUUCAAAUGAUCAGAAUCUCUGACGGAAAAGCCACAUUUUGUAGAAGGUAUAUCAAGACUUAUAAAUAUAUGAUGGAGCGUGAUUUGGGGUACCCUAUUAUUCCUAGCUUUUUGUCUUCCUUCAACGGGGUCAUGGCUUCGUUGGCACGUGUGGCAGUCACCGCCGCACGUGUGGUCGCCGGAGAGUUCACUCCGGUGGUCAACGGCUACGGGACUUCCAACAUCAGCGUGGCGGUCAUCGCCGGAAAGCUCUACGCUCUGGGCGAGUCGGAUCUUCCGUACGAGAUUAAAGUGACGGCGGACGGAGAUUUGGUUACGUUAGGCCGGUGUGACUUUGGCGGCGGCGGCGUCGCCGCCGGAGAGGAGUUUUUGGGCAUGACGGCCCACCCGAAGGUGGAUCCCGGCACCGGCGAGGCGUUUGCUUUCAGGUACCACGUCGCUGCUCCGCAUUUGACGUUUUUCAGGAUCGAUUCGGAGGGGAGGAAGCAGGCUGACGUGGCGAUCCGCGCCGUUAAGACGGCGACGGUGGUGCACGAUUUCGCCGUGACGGAGAACUACGCCGUGUUCAACGAGGGGCAGAUGGUGAUAACCCCGGCGGAGAUACUGAGGGGGCGGCGGCCGGUGAGGGUGGACGGAGGGAAGAUUCCGAGGAUUGGGGUGAUCGAGAAGUACGCGAGGGACGAGAGUGGGAUGUGGUGGGUCGACGCGCCGGGGGUGAACAUAUCCCACGCGGUGAACGCGUGGGAGGAGGACGGCGGCGAUACGGUGGUGAUGGUGGUGACUAAUUAUACGACGGUGGAAAUGGUGUUCGACAGGCUGGAUAUGGGGCAGACCACGUUGGAGGAAAUUAGAAUUAAUACGAAGACGAAGAAGAUAAGGAGGCGGCCAUUGUCGGACAGAGUUCUCGACCUCGCCGUCAUUAAUCCCGCCUUUGUCGGAAAGAAGAAUAGGUACGUAUACGCCCCAAUAAUAGAGACGCCGAUGAAGAUAGUAGGUCUCGUGAAAGUCGACAUAUCAUUAUCUUCGGAUGACUCCGUAGUGGGCACCCGUAUGUACGAGCCGGGCUGCACGGGCGGUGAACCAUUUUUCGUCGCGAAUAAUCCGGCGGGCAACGAAGAUGACGGUUUUCUAAUCACAUAUGUAUAUGAUGAGAUAAGUCAAGAGUCAACGUUCUUGGUUAUGGAUGCAAAGUCCCCUAAUCUAGAAAUUGUUGCUGCGGUGAAGAUACCUAGUAGGGUGCCUAAUGGAAUCCAUGGGUUCUUUGUCAAUGAAGAUUGCCUUAGCAAAAUGUGA
This is a messenger RNA of Erythranthe guttata (spotted monkey flower), 1806 nucleotides long. Its product is annotated as putative carotenoid cleavage dioxygenase 4, chloroplastic. The record is from RefSeq and is a predicted model, not a curated record. Gene Ontology annotation, molecular function: carotenoid dioxygenase activity. Lineage: Eukaryota; Viridiplantae; Streptophyta; Magnoliopsida; Lamiales; Phrymaceae. Gene Ontology annotation, biological process: carotene catabolic process. Gene Ontology annotation, cellular component: chloroplast stroma.